UAAUAACGCAGCUCUCCUUCAUUAAUUUAAACUGAUUCUUAAGAUUUAAUUUACAAUGUCAGUUAAUCCUCAGUACAUGUCUCUGUGUCUCCGGGUCAGAUCAGGUUUAGCUUUAUCGUCCACAUAAGGAAACUCAUUCGUCAGGAGUAAACAACAACAACAAGAACAACAAGAACAACAAGAACAACAAGCACAACAAUUUUACCUGCUCAGCACAAACACAGGUGCUUGAUGUGGACAGGUGGACGGUGUGGAUGUGCUGACACAGUGUUUCUCUAACUCACCGUACUGUAGCUGCUGUCGUAUCAGAACCUUUGAACCUGUGACCUGUGGUCAGAACCUUCUGGACUUUAUGGAUCUGAUGGUUCUCUCGGUCUCGUGACUGUAAACUGAAUAUGUUUGGACAUCUGAAGACAUGCAUUUGUUAUUUUCUGACGUUUUAAAGACCAAAUUAUCUGUUAUUAGGAAAUUAAUUGAUUAAGAAAAUAAUUGCAGGAUUAAUGAAUUAAUGUAAAUCCUUUAUAUUCUCACCGGUGACUGUGAUAUUAAACAGUUAAUAAUGUGAGGGAGGUUGAGUGUGUGUUCACGUCAUGGCCUGUGUCUGUCUGUAGCAUGUAGUGACGUCGCUCUGCAUCACAGCGAGAGCAGCGCUGAUGAAUAUAGGACAGCAGGAGGAGGAGGAGGAGGAGGAGGUCUGCAGCUACACACAGAGGAAGCAGAGCAGCAUCAGGAAACUGCAGCAUCUGCACCUCAGCACCAGUCUUCGCUCGUCUCUCGGCUCCAGCAGGAUGAAGGGGCUGCAGCGGCUCGCUCUGCCCGGAGCGUGAGGAGGCUUCCUGGGCUCCAUCUGCUUCGUCCCCCCCCCCCUCCUCACCCCUCUGUGUGGCGCUCUGAUCCUCCCUCACCCCCCCUGUGUCUCUGCAGCAGCUUCUCCUCCAUCAGCUGAAAACAUGGACGGACUCCGGCUGCCGCCCGUCAUAGAGGAGGUCCUGGAUCCAUCUGACGAGCUGUGUGAGCUGAAGGUGGACAAGCCCAUCAUGUUGGCAGAAACUCUGACGGCCAAGGAGAGGGAGUCUCUGGAGGAGAAGGAGGAGACGUUGGGAGACGGAGAGAAAGGCCAGGAGGAGGAAGAGAAGGAGGUGAAGGAGGAAAAGGAGGACGAGAGGGAGGAGAUGGAGGAUGAAGAGCGAGGAGAAGGAGGAGGAGGAGUGACGGAUGAAGAGGACGAGCUGGAGGAGCUGAGAGCUCAGGUGAUACAGCUGCUGUUGGAGCUGGAGGAGACCAGGGAGGUUUCCCAGAGACAUGAGGAGAGUUUCAUGGAGCUGCAGGGUCUGUUGGAGGACGAGCGGCUGGCGAGCGCCCACCAGGCCGAGAGUUUCACCAGACAGAUCCAGAGACUUCAGGCCCAGCUCCGCUCGGUCCAGGAGGAGAUGGACAGUCUGGAGGAGGAGAAGGAGAGCGAGCUGGACGAGGUGCAGGAGGAGCUGCGUUCGGCUCAGGAGGAGGUGCUGGUGCUGCAGCAGGCGGCCGAGGAGGCGGCGGCCGAGAGAGAGAACGACAUCGCGUCCCUGCAGGAGGAGCUGUGUCGGCUGAGGGCGGAGCUACAGAGGCUCCACGCCACGGCGCAGGAGUACGAGCUGGAGAUCACCACGCUGAGGGCGGAGAUCAACAUGAAGAGCCGACACCCUGAGACGCACACACACGGUGAGGUGAGUCAGCUGAAGGACGAACUCCUCUCUCUCACGGACGAGUGUCAGUCUCUCACCGACGACAACAAAGAGCUGAGCAGCAAAGUGGAGAAACUGCAGCUGCAACGAGACGCGUGUGAAGACGUGUACCUGGCAGUCAGAGUGGAGGGCAGCACUGAGCGUGAGCAGGAGGACCAGGGGAAGGCGGACUCUUACAUCACUCUGUCCCAGGCUGGUCCUGGACACCAGGGCCGCCCCCCAGAGGAUCUGGACUUGUCUUCCGUCCAGGACACGGUGUGCAGCUCGGAGCUGAACGUCCUGAAGGUCCAGCUGAGGGAGGCGGAGGAGACGGCUCAGAGGGUCCAGAGAGAGUGUGACGGUUUGAAGGGCGAGCUGGCCGAGCUGCAGCAGCUGUACGACAGCAGCCAGAGGGAGCGGGCGGCGCUGGAGCAGGAGCUGCAGCGCUGCAAGGCCGAGCUGCAGAAACUGGUGGGCAGGAAGUCACAGAACUGCACUCGUCCGUCUGAGCCCCCUGUUCUCUCCAUCCCCUUCAUAGGAAUGAUUGUUAUAGUGGCCUUGAUUUGGUGCUGGUGGGAGGAGCUGGCGUCCUAGAGGGACCAGACGGACUCUGAAGGCUUGAGCCUGGCAGUGGCGGCGGUCGCUGUGGCCGCCAUCGUAGUUCUGGUCGUCCCCAGCUUCACCAGGGCCUGAGGACUGGCACUGAGUGACCUCGGUGGGAACUCUGGGAUUGUGGGAUUGCUGUCACCCAUCCAGUGCUGCCCUCAUACAUGUUGCUGUCCUGAUGUCUGCUUAUCGCAUCGCUCUGUUUAGUGGGACGGCGCUGCCAUGGCGGUUUGACCUGAAAGCCACAGACGUCAGUGAGUGCUGGAGGGAAAAGCAGUAAGAUCGUUUCAUUUACAAAGUCGUCCAUAAAGACUCUGAAGCUCUUACUGUCGCUCAGCAGAUGAUUUCACUUGGUUUUCAAACAUCCACCAUCAUGACUCAAGAGUCUGAAAAUAUCUAGAUGUACUGUGUCAUUAUAAAGUGAUUUUAACCUUUAUUUCCAUAAACAUGUUGACCACCACCAGUAUUCAAAAUUUUACUUCAUUGUGAGUAAAGAAAUAUUAUCAACAACCGCUACUCAAAAUAUCAAACGUAAAAGUACUCGAAAUACAAACCAGCCCCUUUCAGACCGUUAUAUCUAUAUAUAUAUAUAUAUCAUAGUAUUGGAUUAAUAUUGAUGCAUUAAUUCAACAUUUUAAUGGUAUAGUUGGACAACAUGGAGCUGUAUCUAUAAUAAUGCAUUUUAUUUUAUUUAUCAAGUUUUAUAUGUAAAAUUUGAACUUGCUAAAUAACGAGUAGCUGAAGUUGUAAAAUCGACACAUUGCAGUAAAAAAUUCAACAUUUGCUCCUGAAAUCUCGAUGCAUCAAACAGAAAAUCAAAGUAUAAAUACCUUUGAAUCAUACUGAAAUACAUCCAUCCAGUCUCCAGUGUUCACAGUAAAUGCUAGUUUCAAGGACAGAUCUCAAUACUGAUAGAAAAUGAAGUGAAAAAUGUGGAUAAAGCCAAAAACAGCUGCUGCUGGAAAUCAGAGAAUGAGGAACGGUAAAAAUACAGAAUGUAAUGUUGCGAAUCUGUUUUGUUCUUAUUAAACCAAAUCGAUUUUAAUUGUUAAAUAUUCAAAACAGAAAAGAAAAGAUUUUUUGGGGGAAAAAUAUAAAAUGAAAUUUCUAUGAAAAUUAUACAUUUGUAUUUUAUUUCAGUGAACAUGAGGUAGUUUUUUAAUUUAAACUUCCACUGAACAAUUAGUUGAUAUGUUGGAGCUGACAAAAUAAAAGCACUGUUUAGGGAGAGGCAGGAAGUCGACUCCAAAACUGCCUUUAUAUCAGCAAACAAAGGUCUGAUCGUUAAUGAAAUGAUGAAUCUCAGUCCAAUGUUCACUCUCUUCUACCAGCUGCUGGUUUAUGCGGCUCUGCAGCUGCUAAAUGCUGCUGUUUGUCAAUUUGAAGUUUGCGAGGAAAACGGACUGAGCUGUUGAUUCACAGUAGUAGUAGUAGUAUUAAUAUUUGUUUCAUAUCACACAAUCAUUAGAUUUUAAUAAUAUAAGACAUGACAGACUAUGAACAUGAAAAUGUUUAGAUUUUUUUUUUAUCAAUGAAAACCUGAAUCAUACUCCUGUGUCAUGACUGCAGGUGUUUGAGAAUUUAAAUAAUUUAUUGACACAAUAUGAAAUCUUUCAGAGCUACAAUUAACAAUUAGUUUUAAUUUUAUUAUUAAUCAAUUAGUAUUGUGGUUUGUAAAACACAAUGACACAAGAAGUCCAAAAACUAAAAGGCAUUCCAUUUAUAAAGAUAUUAUUCAGAUAAAAUUUUGAAAUUGAUAAUCAAUCCAAUCAAUCCAAUCAAUCCAAUCAAUCCAAUCAGUUUUUUUGUCAAUCAGUAAAUUGUUUCAGAUCUAAAACUUUUUGCCUUAUUUUUCAACUCUGGACUAAAAGAAUAUUUUGCACUCGCUGAGUUACACUGAUGACGUAGAAAUGGUAGAAGAUAGAAAUGGAUUGUUUAGUGUUUUAAUACAUUAUGACUCUGCUUCAGUCCUGCUUAAUGCUGUAUAUUAUCUUGUCAUGUGUUUGUCCAAAAGUUAAUGUAGUUUAUUUAACUGGUUUAUUUUGUAGCAUGAGAUUUAUGAAAAAAAUUAACUCAAUCCGCUUCAUUUUACCUACAUUUCCCUUUAUAGAUCAAUUAAAAAUGUCUGUAUUUGUAUGUUUAUAGUAAGUAAAGUAGAGUGCAUAUCUACAGAAGUAACAAAGCACUUUUUUUAAAACCUUAGGAUGAUAUUUGUUGGAGAUAAUUAUUUCUGAGAGAGAUUAUUUGUAUCGACUGAUUUCACUGUGCCAGUAUUAAGCUAAGAUUGUGACAAAGCUGCUUUAAAUUUCCACAGUUUUUGCAAGAAAUGGUAUCAACAGUUAGUUUAUAUGAUUUUGGGGACAGAUGUUUCUUCUGUAGAGGAGUGUAUGUCAUAAUAAAAGUAGUGUUAAUGCUACUUCUACUAAAAAUGUGAAAAUGAUAUCUUAUUAUGCAGAUGACACUUUAUUAAGAUAUGAAGGAUGAACAUGUGUCAGAGAAGUGAUGAAAAUUAAAAAAAAAAAAAAAAAAAAAAUUAAUGAUAAUUCAGCUCUUAUACAGACCAUUCAGACAGGAUCAAUAUCAAAUAUUUUCCCUGCUCCCCCAUAAUGACAACCGUUAACCUUCAUCACCCGCAGAUUGAAGUAGUGAAUUACUAUAAUUACUACUGGAUGUGUUUAGCCUAGCUUAGCUUAAAGUUUGGAAGCAGGAGGAAACUGCUAGCCAGUGCAGAAGUAUUUAUAGUUAGCAUAUGCAGUGUUGUGGUAGUUAUUUGCAACUGGUAAUAUACAGACAUGCUUAGCUUAGUUUAGCUUAGCUUAGCACAUAGACCGAAACCAGGGGGAAAAUACAUGGUGUUGUAAUGUUAGCUGUUUUUAGCAGAUUGAUGUUAUGGUACAUGCGUAUUUUAGCUGUACGUAGCUAGGUAAUGUUAUAGUAGCGGUUUUUACCUUACCAAUUUAUAACUGGAUGUGUUUAGCCUAGCUUAACAUAAAGUUUGAAAAACAGGAGGAAACUGCUAGCCAGCGCAGAGGUAUUUUUAGAUAAUGUUAUGGUAGAUACAGUUGACAUAUCUGUUAUGCUAGCUCUUUGUAACCCACUGAUGUUGUAGUAGCUACAGACAGUUAGCAUAUUAGACAUUAUGAUUGCUGUUUUGUAGCUAGUUGCUGAUAUGGUAGUUAAAGAUAAUGUUUGACAAGAUGGCUAACAUAUCUGAGGUUAUUUGUUUGUAGACAGUUAGUAAUUUGCCAGAACAUGUUUAGACUAGUUUAGGAUUAAAACUGGAAGACAGGAAACCUGCUAGCCUAGCUAAAGAAAGAUCCACCUCUAACAACUCCAUGUAAGAUGUACAAACUGUAUCUGGUUUACUUAUCAGGUGAUUUAAUUUCAGAUAUCAUGAUGUAAAUAGUGAAUUGAAGAGGACCAAGUGUCGAGCCCUGUGGGACACCUUCGCCUGAAUGAUAGAGUCAUAAAACCAUUUGAUAGGCUUUGUUUAGAGGACCAAUCCUGUCUGAAUUAGGCUGUGGAGAUGCAGUACCAAUCAAAUCUCGAAUCCUGAAGAGAAACUAAUCUGUAUUCCCUCCUACGUUUACAUUUAAGUUGAUCUCUCACACAUGUCUCAGAUCUUCCUUCUUUUUCUGACAGUUCAGAACAAACAUUUUCUUUUGUUCAGAUUUUGUAGCUUUAAAUUUUUUUAUUGGGAAUCAUGAAUCUUCCUCUUGUUUUGCACAUAGACAAGUUAAAGUCUUUAAAAAGAUUCUAAUAGAGGAUUUAUUGUUUACAUUUAAGUGGUGACCAAAUAAUCAUAGAAAAUAUAAUCACAUGUUUAAAUGACUGUGAUCAUGUUUAGGUUGGAAUCAGGUAUUUAGGUUAAACUGUUGAAAAUGUUUGUCUUGAUUUGUGAUGAUAAUGCAUGUGACCUUCACCAAAUAAUGACUAGCUUCAAAGUGACAGACAUUCCAGUUUAUUUACAGUAUAUGACAGAAAUAACUAACCCCUCCCUGGCUAAAAUGUGACAAACUGAAUCAAAUCACAUUAGAAUCAUUUAUUGAGUAUUUGACGAUUAAUGUGGUACUUACAGAUAUUGAUUAAAUUUAAAACCAGUCCUGUUGUUCUAAAUGAUCAAUAGCAUGUGUCAUUAAGACCUUUGUACAGUUUGUCAUGACAGACAUAAUUAUUAUUUAAAGACAAACACAUUAAGUCUGUAAAUAUUGUCACAUCAGUUUGGUGUUUUGUAGUUUGGUUAAAGAGGCUCAAGAUGUACAUGGUUUAUUUUGAAAUAUAUGGAAGCCCAUUUCUGCCAAGAUUUAAGAAGGAUGACAAAAAUGAAAAAAUGAUACGUCAAAACAAUAUUCAUCAAAAUUAAUUUUAAUUAAGUAAAUUGAAAUUUAGCCUAACUUUGACAUGACUAUUUAAUUUUUCUUUGUGUGGUGUAUCUGGGCUUCCACUGAACUGACAGUUUGUUGUCAUCGCUAUUUUUAUGUCAAUGAUGUGAGUUUACCUUUUAUUUGUGACUUGCAGAACUUGAUCUGAUACACACCAGUGUCAUCCCGUAACAUGUUGUAAAAUGUGAAUAUUAGUACAAAAUGUUAAAAUGAGUUUUGGUAGCAGGUUUGGAUGCUGACUGAAUAACCAUUAAUCAGCCUCUUUAAUAUUUGUCUUUUUUCUUUCUUUUUUGCAUGUGAGUAAAAACACGAUCUUCCUAGAAGCUGCAUGCGUUACUGAACGUUACUGUACAAACACUGCACCUCUGUAUCUUUAUUUUUAUGAACACUUGGUAAUAGUUUUUACUGUAUUGUACAUAGAAUAGUUCCUGUUGGUGCUUGUUUUAAACAGAGUUAUUUUUCUUACAGCUGAUAAGACUGUAGUUCAGAGCUUUUCUCAAGUGUUUGCAAAAAUAAUGGGGAUGGACUGAUUAUUGGUUUAGUGAUAUCUACCAGCUGACAUUACGUAUGGUUAAGUGUUGGUGAUCACUUAUCAGCAUCAAUGCAUUGAUCAAGCACACACUGCAAGUGUUUGUAAUGUUCUUGUUAAUGUUGACAGUUCAACAACACAUGCUUUUCUUUGUUGUACCAUAUUUGUUUUUGAUUUUUUAAUGCAGAAGUUCCUGUUCACAGCACAGAGUUAAUUUUAUUUUAGAUUAUUUUGAUGCAAAAAUGCAAAUAUUUGUGAGCAUAAAUUUUGUACAGGAACAAUACAUAUCUAUAUAGUAGUAGAAGUACUAUAUGCUUUGUUUCUUGGUCAUGGAUUUCAUCACUCAUUUUUGACAGCAACAUUUCUGAAGAAAAAACAAAUUGAAUGUUUUUCCUUUUGCAUAAAAUGACAUGUUUGUCGUUAAAGACGCAACAGAAAUGCAAGAAUUUAAUUGUCAAAUUUCGUUCGAAGAUCUCAUGUAAAUUUAGACUUGAUAACGUUCAACUUCAUAUGUGAGGUUCUGCUAGAAUUUAAGGAAAUGAAAAAGUCAGAUUAUUUGUUUAACGUUGAUUAAAUCAGAGAAUUUUCCUCAGUUUUAUCAGAAACCUUUAUAUCAAUCCAUCCUUAGCAUUUUCCUGACAAGUGUUAGCUACUGUAGACACCUCAGUGUUGCAUGUUAGCUUUAGAGAAGUAGUGAGUUUGCAUGAAAAUAGGGGUUAGAUUGAGUAGCUUCAGCUGUAGAGUUAGACAGUGCUCAAUGAAUGUGACGGUGGUAGCAUGAGUGCUGUAAUCCAAUUCUUCCUCUCGUUACUUUCUACUGUUUUAUCAAUAUUUUUAUAGCUAAAAGUUAAAAACGGUUUGAUGUUGCAAAGUUUUCUCCGGAGUCAGAUGUUGCAGAUGAAUAUUAGUUUCAUCUCUGUUUAUCCAGGACACGUUAGCCUACCAUAGCUUAGCACAAAGACUGAAAGCAAGGGGAAACUGUUAGCCUAGCUCCAUCAGAAGAGAAAAACCUUCCAACAACUCCAAGUCUGUCUCAUUUACAUGUUUUAUCUUGUUGUUGUGGGUAACUAGAGUACAGCGAAUGUAAUCAGUGUUACGCUAGGUAUGUAGCUUUAACAGCUUUUAGGUUUGAUUACUACAAGCAUUAUGCUAUUUGUUUGUUGUUAGCUUUUAUGGUAGUUGCAAACAAUUAUGUCUGAUUUUCUUUUUUGUUUUUAGAUAUACCAAACAUGUUUAGCUUAGCUUAGCUUAGCACAAAGACUGGCAAAAGGAUACUGUUAAUGUAGCUAUGUUGUGUUACAGUGUGGUGUGGUGAGAACUUUCCCUGUUGAAUAAAUAAUGAAAAUAUAUAAUGAUAAUUGUUACAUUAUCAUAAUCGAUGCUAUGUUACCUGUUUAUAGCUAGGCAUUGUUAUGGUAGCUACAAGGAGAAUAUUCACCAUUAUUCCAGUUGUUUGUAGCUAGCUAGCAUACGCAAUGUUGUGGUAGUUAUUUGUAACUGGUGCUAUACCAAGUCAUGCUUAACUUAACUUAGCUUAGCACAAAAACUGAAACCAGAGGGAAAAUGCUUGGUGUUGUAAUGUUAGCUGUUUUUAUCAGGUUACUGUUGCGGUAGUGAUGAUGCUGAUAUUAUGUUAGCUGUAUGUAGCUAGGUAAUGUUAUAGUAGCUUUUUUUUUACCACACCACUUUAUAACUGGAUGUGUUUAGCCUAGCUUAGCAUAAAGUUUGGAAGCAGAAGGAAACUGCUAGCCAACGCAGAAGUAUUUAUAUUUAGUUAAUGUUAUAGUAGCUAGAGUUGACAUAUCUAUUAAGCUAGCUGUUUCUAACCACCUCAUGUUGUCGUAGCUACAGAUAGUUAGCAUAUUGGACAUUAUGCUAACUGCUCAUGGCUAGUUGCUGCUAUGGUAGUUACAGAUAAUGUUUGACAGGAUAGCUAACAUACCUGAGGUCAUCAGUUUGUAGCCAAGUAGUAAUUUGCCAGAACACGUUUAUAUUAGUUUAGCAUACCUGUGUUUUACCUGCAAUUAGCAUCUGAGCUGUUUGUUAACUAGCAACUGCUUGCUAGGCUAACAGUUUCCCUAUUAUUGCAGUUUUUGUGCUAUACUAAGCUAACACGUUGUGGACCAGUCUUUGUACUGAACCCACAGAGAUGAAACCUCUGACUCUGGAGAAGAAAGACAACAUCAAUAUCAGACUGACUGUUUUUAAUCCUCAGAUUUCUCUGGCUGUUUCUGUUGGUCUGUUGGCUUCGACGCUGUGUUAGUUGUGUCAGGUGUUCAGGUGUUCAGGUGUCAGGUGUGCAGUAAGAACUGGUUUUAGUUUGGAUCAAACCGGCAUGUUGAUUUGGCUGCUGUUUGUUCUGCUGCUGUUUGAGACGAUGGAUUAUUCUCUUCCUGUGUCUUUGAAUUAUUUACUGAUGUUUCUGCACAUUGUUAAUUGUUUAAUUGUCUGUCUGUAUUUUUAUGUGCUGAUUUUGUUAAAUGUACAUUUUGUAAAUGAACAGACAAAUAAAAGUUAGUUUAACCUUG
Messenger RNA from Seriola aureovittata, 9751 nucleotides. Its product is annotated as coiled-coil domain-containing protein 136-like. The record is from RefSeq and is a predicted model, not a curated record. The transcript is spliced from 10 exons. Gene Ontology annotation, biological process: single fertilization; acrosome assembly. Gene Ontology annotation, cellular component: acrosomal membrane. The coding region runs from base 951 to 2300 and encodes 449 amino acids. Lineage: Eukaryota; Metazoa; Chordata; Actinopteri; Carangiformes; Carangidae.